AUGAAAGUGAAAUGGCGCACGGCUUAUCAACCGAGCGCAAAGAACGAUCGUGCUGUGAGCGUCGCGUGGCUGGCUACGACUUCAGGAGCUCGUGAGGACGAGCUCUCGCUCGAUAGCUGCCACAGUGCGUUCAGCCCGGUGCCAAGAAAUUGCGGGACAUUUUCAAUAGCAUCCACUUCUGUCCCGGAAAACUACUACGCUGUUCCCGUUGGAGAGACGCAAAUGGUGAUCUUGAAAAGAUAUGAGAAUCUUCGGUUGAUCGGAUCAGGAGCUCAGGGUAUCGUUUGCGCUGCGACGGACACAGUAACCAACAAGCCGGUUGCCAUAAAGAAGUUGUCUAGACCUUUUCAAAAUGUCACGCAUGCAAAGCGGGCUUAUAGAGAAUUUAUUCUUAUGAAUCUAGUCAAUCAUAAAAACAUUAUUGGUUUAUUAAACGCAUUCUCUCCUCAGAGAGAAGUGGAAGAGUUCAAUGAUCUCUACAUUGUUAUGGAACUUAUGGAUGCAAAUCUUUGUCAGGUUAUACAAAUGGAUUUGGAUCAUGAGCGGUUAUCCUAUUUAUUGUAUCAAAUGCUAUGUGGGAUCAAGCACUUGCAUAGUGCAGGGAUUAUCCAUAGAGACCUCAAACCAUCGAAUAUCGUGGUGAAAAGUGAUUGCACAUUGAAGAUCUUGGAUUUCGGGCUGGCCCGAACAGCCGUUGAUGCGUUUAUGAUGACGCCUUAUGUAGUCACCCGGUACUACCGUGCACCUGAGGUUAUUUUAGGAAUGGGAUACGGAGAGAAUGUCGAUGUGUGGUCGGUCGGCUGCAUCUUUGGCGAGCUCAUCAGAGGGCGAGUUCUAUUUCCUGGAGCCGAUCACAUCGAUCAGUGGACACGAAUCAUUGAGUUGCUUGGCACUCCAGAUUCGCAAUUCCUCAGCCGGCUUCAGCCAACUGUACGGAAUUAUAUAUAUCAACCAGUUCCAUUUGAAACGUUGUUUGCUGACAAUAUGUUCCCUCCUGGUGCUGACAAUGCACGUUUAACAGCUGCAAAAGCUCGGGAUCUCCUUGCGCGAAUGUUAGUGAUCGAUCCCGAAAAAAGAAUAUCUGUUGAUGAUGCGUUAGCCCAUGAAUACGUGAACGUGUGGUAUGAUGCAUCUGAGGUGCAUGCUCCUCCACCAGGCCAUUAUGAUCCCACCGUAGAUGGUGAGCAUACCGUGGAAGAAUGGAGAACGAUGCUGUUUUCGGAGCUACAAAAUUACUACAGGACGCACGAUGUGUACGGUGUGACACAGCGACGAUAA
Molecule: messenger RNA, 1278 nt
Organism: Ostertagia ostertagi
Lineage: Eukaryota; Metazoa; Nematoda; Chromadorea; Rhabditida; Trichostrongylidae
Source: the annotation of a GenBank genome assembly